This is a messenger RNA of Drosophila teissieri, 868 nucleotides long. RefSeq names its product mitochondrial inner membrane protease subunit 1. The record is from RefSeq and is a predicted model, not a curated record. The coding region runs from base 264 to 764 and encodes 166 amino acids. NCBI's taxonomy places the organism in Eukaryota, Metazoa, Arthropoda, Insecta, Diptera, Drosophilidae. Gene Ontology annotation, cellular component: membrane; mitochondrial inner membrane peptidase complex. The transcript has 2 exons. Gene Ontology annotation, molecular function: serine-type endopeptidase activity.
UAUGUGCUAAAUUUUGGUUUACCUAUUUGGCUCAUCAGUUUUUAAAAAUUGGCGCCACACCAAAUUUAUCGUUUGAGAUCAAAACUAUUGUUGCGGCAUCCCUGGCUGGCCGCUCAGCUGCGCCGCCUGUGCAGCCCUGAUUUUUACACAACAUAAACAUUCGAUUUUGGAGGAGCACUUUCCGGCAGAAUAACAGGUCGUUGGACACGGGAGAUGCUCUGAUAACGGGCGCAUGUGGAGCAGCCAACGCCGGAAUCGCCGCCAUGAAGAUCCUUUCCCGUUUGGGCCGCCUGAUGCGGUACACGGUGGCCUAUGCGGCCAUCACACACUGCACCUUCGAGUACAUCGGUGAUUUCGUCCUGUGCAAAGGACCGUCCAUGGAGCCCACUCUCCACUCGGACAACGUUCUGCUGACCGAGCGCUUGUCGAAGCACUGGCGAACCUACCAGGCCGGCGACAUAGUCAUCGCCAUAUCGCCCAUCAAUGCCGACCAGUUCAUCUGCAAGCGUAUCGUGGCCGUAUCCGGUGAUCAGGUGCUCACCCAGAAGCCCAUUCCCUUGGAGGCGGAGUACAGCGGCAGUGCGGAUGACAAGAAGAAGCCGGUGAUGGUCAAGGACUAUGUGCCGCGCGGAUACGUUUGGAUCGAGGGCGACAACAAGGGCAACAGCUCGGACUCCCGCUACUACGGACCCAUUCCGGUGGGCCUCAUCCGGAGCCGCGUGCUCUGCCGCAUCUGGCCUGUAUCCGAGGCCACGGGGCUAUAAAUGGGAUUCGCAUGAAAAAGAGUUUUAAAUUAACUUGACCCGAUAGCAUGGCCUAUGUUUUGUUUGGAAAUUCAAGUAGAUUGAACAACAACUUUUUAGAACCA